Molecule: messenger RNA, 829 nt
Organism: Neoarius graeffei (lesser salmon catfish)
Lineage: Eukaryota; Metazoa; Chordata; Actinopteri; Siluriformes; Ariidae
Product: E3 ubiquitin-protein ligase TRIM39-like
Exons: 2
Coding region: 1-762 (253 amino acids)
Molecular function (GO): protein binding
Source: RefSeq, a predicted model, not a curated record
AUGAAGCCCCUCGAGAACCAAUCAGUUCAGCGGAUGUGUGUUCUCGGGAAUUUUGCAUGCUGUUUCACCCAGUGGAAACCUACAGGAACCAUUUGUGUACCGCGAUUUUUUUUCCUCAAUCAGAAAUAUCGGUCGGGACACGCCCAUACCGUCCAUACCCAAUUCUACACCUCUGCAGUAAGACUCUUAAUUCUGUGUGUGUGUGUGUUUUCAGCACCUGUAACUCUGGACCCCAACACUGCUCAUCCUAAACUCAUUGUAUCUGAUGAUCUGAAAAGUGUGAGACGCAGCGAUGAGGAACAGAAACUUCCUGAUAAUCCAGAGAGAUUUGAUGAUGAAUAUCUGUGUAUCCUGGGAUCUGAGGGCUUUAACUCAGGGACACACUGCUGGGAUGUGGAAGUUGGAGACUGUACAGUGUGGAUUGUGGGUGUGAUGACAGAAUCUGCUCAGAGGAAGGGGGAGAUAUUCUCCAGAAGUGGAAUCUGGGGUGUGGUGUAUUAUGAUGAUGAAUAUGGCGCAAUUUCAACACCAGAUACAGGCACUCAUCUCUCAGUAGCACAGAAACUCCAGAGGAUCAGAGUGAAGCUGGACUGGGACAGAGGAAAACUGUCAUUCUCCGACCCUCUCACUAACACACACUUACACACUUUCACACACACAUUUACUGAUAAAUUACUGCCAGUCCUAGGUGUUGAUCAUAAAGAAUCUCCUAUAAAGAUCCUCCCACUUGAGUGCUCUGUAAGAGUGAAUCAGAUCAGUUAGCAUUGAUGUUGUUUUAUUCCAGUUCAUUAAUAAAAUACUGCAGAUUAAAAGAUUAGUGUUCUUUGUG